Molecule: messenger RNA, 1587 nt
Organism: Anopheles coustani
Lineage: Eukaryota; Metazoa; Arthropoda; Insecta; Diptera; Culicidae
Exons: 3
Coding region: 1-1587 (528 amino acids)
Biological process (GO): triglyceride biosynthetic process
Cellular component (GO): plasma membrane
Molecular function (GO): diacylglycerol O-acyltransferase activity; long-chain-alcohol O-fatty-acyltransferase activity
Source: RefSeq, a predicted model, not a curated record
AUGGUGCAUUCCUCUUGGAAAAAGUGUUUGUGUUUGAUCAUCGAAUUUUCGGCAAAUAUCUUACUUCUUGUUGCAGUCAUAAUUGUUCUACCAGUAGUUAUAGUGAUUUUAGUUCUGUUCCAAAUAUAUCGUAAAUUCGUUGUCCAAGUGCUGAUCAUAAAACAUGGCCAAUCCUUCCGUGGUCUUCUGGAAGGGUCAGAUGUUGUAUGGGCAGUAGAAAAUAAUUCAUCUAGAGCUAUGACGAAUGCCCUUUUUCUCUUCGAAAACACCAAAAAUGAACCGAAUGCCGCAUUCGUACUCCUCGAGGAGCUACGCAGUCGCGUCUCUACUCACCAGCACGAGCAAGCUUAUCAGAAAUUGUUCUACGAGCUACGUUAUCAGUAUGGCUUUUUUUAUUGGCUACAUCGCCUACCCUGCGCCCCGAUAGAUUCUUAUAUAAGGAACGUGAAACCUUCAGAAAUUAGUGGCAGCUGUUUAACACGCCGAGAAGUGUGUAGGCAGAUUAGUGCCAUUAGCAACCGCAAAUGUAAACUUGGGACUACUUGGGAACUACUAGUUUGGACGCAUCCAGCAUCGCAUAACAUGGGGAAUGCAUCAUUUUAUCCGGUCCUUUUCAGAUAUCACCACUCCAUCUCUGACGGGAUUGCAAUUUUACGUUUGUUUUGUAAAGAUUUGAUUGACAAACGUGCAUCGAUAACAAUCAAGCAAGCAGAGUCACGGAAUCCACACGAGGCUAAAUAUGUGACAGUGAAGGAGACAAUAACAGGGCGUUUUUUGCUAAGGAUGGCGCUUACAGCUCCAAGAUUUUUAAUACACGAACUAUUUUUCAAGAAAGAACUAAACCGUAUCCAUAAUGGAAGUCCUUCCGAUGAUAAAAUAACUUCGUGGGUUAGCGAAGACGUCUCCGCUUCAUCAUUAGUAUGCACAAUAAGGAAUGUGAAACAACUUUCGCCGGGGGUCAGUUUUACCGACGUUUUUUUGACCGCAUUCGCAACAAGCUUUCGUUCAUACUGUAAAAUGUUCGGAAACGACGUGCCAGCGUCUCUUACUCUAGCUGUCAUGCGUAGGUUUGAGCGAGAAACAAGUGAAAUUCGCUUACGCAACCGAUCUUCAGCUGUAUUUCAGACAGUACCCAUAGGAGACCUUCCUGUCGCUGGAGUUAUUACAUGCACGACUGAGUUGUUACGUCAAAUACAUGCUAUCAACAUUCAUAGCAAUGCCGUUAGAAUGUCCACAGCUCCCGUGACAACAUACUUGAGCGUCUUUUAUCUACCAGAGUUGCUGCCAGCACCCAUCGUACGGCCUUUGUUAGCAAGGAGCAAAUUCUCGAUCGCUAUGUCCAAUAUUCCCGCAUUUGAAUCUGAAAUUUAUAUACGAGAGUAUGCUCUGAAGGAUGCCAUCUUUUGGGUGCCAAAUAUUGGAAAAAAUAUGCUAGGUUUGUCACUCAUGACGUGGAACGGUCGGCUAAAGGUAGGUCUAAUUGCCGAUCGUAGAAUCAUUCCUUCGCUCGAUGAACUGGACAAAAUAUUACAUGGUACAAUACGGGAAUUACAGAACAUGUCGAAUGUUUUAGCAAACGGAGCAUAG